AUGAACAGUCUCGGUGAGGGUAAGGAAGUUUACGGUGGUAACGAUCAGCUCUAUCCAGACUACGUUGAAGAUGGCCUGGAAAGUGCGGGAUGCACCUACGCCUCCAGCGAGACCCGUACGAUCAUAUCUCGUCGCCCUACGACAACGCUCCCGGUCAUCCUGUCAUUUACAUCGUAUUCGGUACAAGCCUUGACUGCCCCUAUCUCAGACGGCAAACCGGGCUACGAUGAAUCCAGCACCGAAAGCUGGAUUCCUGUCAUCCAUACUCCAACAUUGAUAUUGAUCAUUGUCACCACUAACACAUCCUCUUUCGCAAUGCCAUCCGAACGUCUAAUCCGGACCCGGCUGACAAUCCUAUUUUUCAGCAUUAUUUCACUCGCCAUAUCCGUUCUCAACUCGGCCAACGCACGCUCCGCUGUCAUCUUGCGAGACAGAGCCAGGUCCGACUAUGCGAGCGCUUCUCAUGCUAGCCUGGCUAUCAGCUUUGAGUCGCUGCAGAAGAACAUUCUUUUGGACGUGCUACCUACGGCGAUGCUCAGCGCCGGCUUGGCCAUUUACGGACUUGUUGUAGCACUGCACCCAAGAUUUCUGUGGGAUCACGGGAGUGCUUGGAAACUCUACGCGAUCGCCAAGAUAAUUAUAUCAUUUGUUAUGAUUGGCGCUGGGGGCUACCUUGCGGACCAUGUCCAUGAUCUUCAAAGCGCCUUCGCAAUCUUCAACGCGAGCGACAAAAUGCCGUACUUCAGCUUGAUGUACUAUGGCGGUAUCGCUCAGGCAGUGUAUGGAUCUGUCUUGGUCUUGUUUGCCAUUAUAAUUGUCAUUGUUGUUAUUGCGAUUGAUCGCUAUCAGGCGAAGGACAGCGCUUUGAAUUCUACAGCACAUCAUGCAUACCAUCUCUGA
Molecule: messenger RNA, 900 nt
Organism: Neoarthrinium moseri
Lineage: Eukaryota; Fungi; Ascomycota; Sordariomycetes; Amphisphaeriales; Apiosporaceae
Exons: 2
Coding region: 1-900 (299 amino acids)
Source: RefSeq, a predicted model, not a curated record